UUUUGAUUAUAUGGGCCUUCAAAUCAAACUGAUUUCUUCACCUGUAGCUCCUUCUCUACCGUUGUCUCGGCUCUCUCAGCGUGAGGGUGAGCAAUCAGCACUCAGCAAUGGCGUCCAGUCUAUUUAGAACCCUAAUCAGAUCGUCCAAAUUGGGAUCAGCGGGGACCAGAAAUUUCAGCCUCGUCAGGAGUCAAAUCAGCAACCACACCGCCAAAUGGAUGCAGGAUACAAGCAAGAAAUCUCCCAUGGAGUUGAUCAAUGAAGUUCCACCCAUCAAGGUUGAGGGCAGGAUCGUUGCAUGUGAAGGAGACAUUGAUCCUGCACUUGGGCACCCAAUUGAGUUCAUAUGCCUAGACCUGGAUGAGCCAGCUAUCUGCAAGUAUUGUGGUCUUCGCUAUGUUCAAGAUCAUCACCACCACUAGAAAUCUGGAAGUGAUAAUGCAUGGGCAAGUUUCAUCCCUAUUAUCAUACCUUCAAUGAAGCCAUUUCAUUAGCAAGUUGAAUUUGUAAUGACAAUACUACUUAUCUGUUUGUUUAUCAAAAGAAUACUCGUGUGUUUCCAAAUUUAGUAAAAUAAGGAUUUGGCAUGCUAGUCAUGUGAUCUUUAGGCACGAAUGCAUAUAUGCACCCCAUUUUGGCGCCAUCAUUAUUGUUGUCAGAUUUACAUGUUGUGAUGA
Prunus mume (Japanese apricot) is the source of this 677-nucleotide messenger RNA. RefSeq names its product NADH-ubiquinone oxidoreductase-like protein. NCBI's taxonomy places the organism in Eukaryota, Viridiplantae, Streptophyta, Magnoliopsida, Rosales, Rosaceae. The record is from RefSeq and is a predicted model, not a curated record. Gene Ontology annotation, biological process: mitochondrial electron transport, NADH to ubiquinone. Gene Ontology annotation, cellular component: respiratory chain complex I.